CUUGUCCUCCACCUCCGCUGCAGCCCGAGUCUAGCCGGCUUCAGAAGCCCGCGCUGCCUCGGUCGCCGCUGCUGCCCCAUCCCCGCCCCCAGCCCAGCAGCCUGAGCUGCCCACUCCUCGGUGGCACUUGAGGGUCCUCGCCCUGUCUGCGCCUCCUCCACCUCAACCAGGGGGCACAGCCUCCACCUGACCCCUCCCCGAGGCGGGACCCUGAGCCUUCCUCAGCUCCCGUGCGCUUCUCCACUCGGUAUUGCUGCGGCUGCUGCUGCUGCCGCCGCCGCAAUUGUGGACUGCCCUUGGACGGCAGGAGAUGCAGGAGGGCUUUAGGGCGCACCUUCCUGCUCCCCCGAGUCGCACCUAACCCGCGGAGGCGCUUGGAGCCGCUGUUACCCGCCUCCAGCCAACAUACCGAUCUCUUUCCUUAACCCCUUCUUACCUUUCUCCCUCCCCUUUCCUCCCCCCACCCCUCCACCAGGUCCCUCAGGUGCGCUGCUCCCCCUCUUCCCGCCCCAUCCCUCAUGGCUAAGCAACUGAUUCUGGUCUGUUGGGUUGUACUGGCUGUGACUUGGGGCCGGGCGACCAGCCCUCCCCCCACAGGGUCCAGCGAGCCCCCAAAUCUGCAGACUGAGGCACCCACAGAGGAAGAGACCCUGCAAAACGAAGCGGACAACCAAGAGAACAUUUUAUCUCAGUUAUUAGGAGACUAUGAUAAAGUGAAAGCUGUCACAGAAGGCUCAGACUGUCGAUGUAAGUGUGUGGUGAGACCUCUGGGCAGAGACGCCUGCCAAAGGAUCAAUGAAGGCACUUCACGAGCUGAAGAUUUUUACACUGUGGAAACAAUCACCUCGGGUCCGGCUUGCAAGUGUGCCUGUGUGGCUCCACCAUCAGCCCUUAACCCCUGUGAGGGAGACUUCAGGCUGAAACAGCUGCGUGAGGCAGAUGCCCGUGAUUUCAAGCUCUCCACCAUCAUGGACAUGCUGGAAGGGGCUUUCUAUGGCCUGGAUCUUCUAAAACUUCAUUCAGUCACCACAAAGUUGGUGGGCCGAGUGGAGAAACUGGAGGAGGAAGUUUCCAAAAAUCUCACCAAGGAAAAUGAGAAGAUCAAAGAGGACAUGGAAGAUAUUCAGAAUGAAAUGAACAAGAGAGACAAAGAAAACUGCUCCAGUGGUAUCCCAGGAAGCAUUCCAGGCCUUCGGGCAGCCUUACAGAGGGAUGCUGCUGCAGCAUAUGCUCUCCCUGAGCAGUAUGAAGAGCGGUUUCUUCGAGAAGAAACUGUGUCCCAACAAGUCAACACCAUUGAUCUACUUCCACUUCAGCCCCCGGCUCCUCCAGAGGCCAUGACACCACGGAGGCCCCUCCAAAGGCAGAUCCACCUGAGGGGCCGGCCAGCCUCUAAACCUACUGUCAUACGGGGUAUCACCUAUUACAAGGCCAAGGUCUCUGAGGAAGAGAAUGACAUCGAGGAGCAGCAAGACGAGCUUUUCAGUGGGGAGAAUUCCAUGGACUUGCUCAUUGAAGACCAGCUCUUGAGGCAUGAUGACCUGUUGACUAGUACUACCAGUAGGCCAACUCACAGUUCUGCCAUGACAACAGAUUACACCACUCAGGCUACACCUGUUAAAAUGGCAGCCACUUUACUCCCACCUACAACCUCUGCUGAAUCUACAGUGGGAGUCACCAGGGCCCCUUUGGCCACCUCGAGCAACCAACUCCCAGUGCUGCCUACAAGUACAGAAUCUCCAGAAGACAUCCAUGAGGUGACCUCCGAGGCACCAACAACCACAGUGGCACAAACCACCAUCCAGGUGCCACUGACCACAGAGACCUUUACAACAGUAGCAAUGGAUGGAGUGGCAACAGGCACUCACAUUGCCCCAUUUCCUCCCACCACCAUCAGGGCAGGGACUGAGGACCCACUUGGGAUAGACACUGCUUCUGCUGGAAAAGACACAACUCCCCCUAGGCCCACUCUAAGUCCAGAGGAAGAAGACGACAUUAGGAAUGUGAUUGGAAGGUGCAAAGACACCCUUUCCACAAUCACAGGUCCCAUUACUCAGAACACUUAUGGCAGGAAUGAAGGGGCUUGGAUGAAAGAUCCCCUGGCCAAGGAUGAGAGAAUUUAUGUUACUAAUUAUUACUAUGGCAAUACUCUGGUGGAGUUCCGGAAUUUGGAUAACUUUAAACAAGGUCGUUGGAGCAACUCCUACAAACUCCCAUAUAGCUGGAUAGGCACAGGCCAUGUUGUGUACAAUGGGGCCUUUUACUACAACCGUGCCUUUACCCGCAAUAUCAUCAAGUAUGACCUGAAGCAACGCUAUGUGGCUGCAUGGGCAAUGCUCCAUGAUGUCGCCUAUGAGGAAGCCACACCAUGGAGAUGGCGGGGUCACUCAGAUGUGGACUUUGCAGUGGAUGAGAAUGGCCUAUGGCUUAUCUACCCAGCUCUUGACGAUGAGGGCUUUAGCCAGGAGGUCAUUGUCCUUAGCAAGCUCAACUCUGUGGACCUUAGCACACAGAAGGAGACCACUUGGAGGACUGGCCUGCGGCGGAACUUCUAUGGGAACUGCUUUGUUAUCUGUGGUGUACUCUAUGCUGUGGACAGCUACAACCAGCGUAAUGCCAAUAUCUCCUAUGCCUUUGACACCCACACCAAUACCCAAAUAGUACCAAGGUUGCUCUUUGAGAACGAAUACUCUUACACCACCCAGAUAGACUACAACCCCAAAGAUCGCCUACUUUAUGCCUGGGACAAUGGCCACCAGGUCACCUACCACGUGAUCUUUGCCUACUGACACCUCCUCCUAUGCAAGUUGGGGCAGUAAAGGGGCCAUUAGCACCUUUUAUGUGUGUGUAUAUGUGUUUGUGUUUAUGUGUGAGUGUGUGUUUGUAAUGUGUGUGUGUGCCUUAAAGAUUAUUAUUAUUUGUACAAAUUUGUACAAAGGGUGAAAUGACAGUUUGAAUCUUUUUCUUAACAUGGAUUGUGGAUCAAUCCCUAUAUGUGCUGGUCUCUUCUAUUUUUUUUUAGUGCAAAAGUACAGUUCUAUUUGACCAGUAACCACUCUUCCUCUAACCCUGACCCUUCCAUCUCCCAUUUCUUAUUCCCUGACUGUAAAAACAGAGAUUUCUUUACUAGGUAACAUAAUCCAUCUGGAUCAAUCAAGAGGAGAGGAAGAGAGAGGUUCAAGUGGAGAAAAAAACUAAAUAUAUAAAGAAUGCUCUUUUUAACCAUGAAGACUUAAGAUUGUGUUUUUAAAAGUUUAAAAAAAAAGCAUAACCUGCAACAAAUACUUUUUUUAAUAAAAAAGAAAU
Molecule: messenger RNA, 3306 nt
Organism: Dromiciops gliroides (monito del monte)
Lineage: Eukaryota; Metazoa; Chordata; Mammalia; Microbiotheria; Microbiotheriidae
Gene: OLFML2B
Product: olfactomedin like 2B
Exons: 8
Coding region: 519-2789 (756 amino acids)
Biological process (GO): signal transduction
Source: RefSeq, a predicted model, not a curated record